Molecule: messenger RNA, 1242 nt
Organism: Zymoseptoria tritici IPO323
Lineage: Eukaryota; Fungi; Ascomycota; Dothideomycetes; Mycosphaerellales; Mycosphaerellaceae
Exons: 3
Biological process (GO): rRNA base methylation
Cellular component (GO): nucleus
Molecular function (GO): 23S rRNA (adenine(1618)-N(6))-methyltransferase activity
Source: RefSeq, a predicted model, not a curated record
UAUUCCCAAGACGUCGACUUCGACCAACUCGCAAAGAGUUCGCCGGACUUCGCCGCCAUCAUCGCGCCCGCGAAACGAAAAGGCUUCAUCGACUUCAAAAACCCGAAAGUCGUGCAACAACUCUCCAUCUCUCUCCUCCAGCAAGACUUCUCUCUCCAACUCACCCUCCCUCAAAAUCGUCUCUGCCCUCCAAUCCCCGUGCGCUGGAACUACGUCCGCUGGAUUCAGGACCUCCUCGACACCUCUUCUCCAACUUAUCGCGACACACCGGAUCCCGCGCGAGAAGUCACGGGUCUGGACAUCGGGGUCGGAGCGAGCUGCAUAUACGCCCUGCUGGCUUGCAGCACGAGGGAGAAGUGGCGUAUGUUGGGAACGGAUGUGGAUGCUCACUCUCUUGCAUGCGCGACACGGAAUGUGAAAGACAAUGGGCUGGAGAAGAGAGUCAAGUUGAAGCAGAUGUCGCCGGAAAAUCCGCUCUUGCCACUCGAUAUGCUGAAAGUGGAGGAACUGGACUUUAUCAUGACUAACCCGCCUUUCUACGACUCGCACGCAGAUUUUUUGGCGGCGACGAAACGUUCAGUGGAUGAUGAGAGCGGACCAACGCCCGUGCUGACCGGUGCGGAUAAUGAGAUGAUCUAUCCUGGCGGCGACGUGGCGUUCGUACUGAGGAUACUGCAAGAUUCAUUGAAGCUACGGGAACGCGUACAGUGGUAUACUGCUAUGCUUAGCAAACUCUCUUCUCUCCAGCAAGUGCUCGCGAAGCUAAAGGAGGAAGGAAUUACGAAUUUCGCGGUCACGUCUUUGCAGCCGGGUCGUGGGACGAAGAGGUGGGGAUUGGCGUGGAGUUUUGGGAAUUUGAGGGUGAGGAAUGAUGUUGGGCGGCAUGGGGAGUUGGUGGUGAGUGUGCUGCCGCAGCCAACGGUGCAGACUGUGGAGGGGAGGGGUCAGAUGAGCAGGGAGGAGGUGGGAAGGAAAGUGGACGAAUUGGUGAAGGGGUUCGAUGUUAGGUGGAUGUGGAAGGAGGGGAGAGGGGAGGGUGUCAUGGUUGCGAAGGAGAAUGUAUGGUCGAGAGCGGCGAGGAGGAAGAAGAAGUUUGAGGAGGAGGGGAGGGGGAAGAGUGAAGACGAAGAGCCGGUAGCGCUGGCGGUCAAGAUCAUAUGUCUGGAGGGAAAGCUGGAGGUGAGAUGGCUGCAGGGGCAGGACCAUGUAGUGUUCACCAGCUUCUGUGGUGUGUUGAAGCGA